Cladocopium goreaui is the source of this 603-nucleotide messenger RNA. NCBI's taxonomy places the organism in Eukaryota, Dinophyceae, Suessiales, Symbiodiniaceae. The record is from the annotation of a GenBank genome assembly.
AGGAGGUCGCCUUGCGUAUCCGCCAUGGCGUCGCCCCGUGAUGUGUCGCCUCCUGCGCGGCGUCGGAAUAGUCUCCAUGACCGAGACUAUGCACCGGUGGAAACCGAUGUCGCAGGCGAAUGUCGCCGAUUGCUGGGAUGCAACCUAGCGGUGGCCAUGCUUUGUGUGCUCUUCACGAUCUGCUGCUUGGUGGUGACGGUGAUCAUGGAUCCUGUGUCCUCCAAGGUCGGAAGUGCCUCCAGACUUCACCCUGCACCACAUCUGGCCCCGUCUCCUGCCACCGAAUCUUGGGAUCCGAGCGACGCCUGGCACUCCCCGGCCCCCGCGCCGACGGCCGCGCCGACGGCGCACCGGACAUCGCCGUGGCCCGAGUGGCCGCAGUGGCCCACCACGGCGCGGAGCACGCCGCGACCCACGCGCGCGCCACCCAUGGUGCUGAUUACGGGGCCACCGGAUGCCAUGGAAUGGAAACCUAGGGAUGAGGUCGCACCAUCCCCCUCUGAUGAAGGAAGGUUGUUCAUUCCUCAGCCAGCAGAUGCUGGGGAUGUCGUUUGAAGCCUUGCGACCAGCGCCUCUUUUUUUACUAUGGCCAUGGAACAUCAC